Molecule: messenger RNA, 1430 nt
Organism: Sardina pilchardus (European sardine)
Lineage: Eukaryota; Metazoa; Chordata; Actinopteri; Clupeiformes; Clupeidae
Exons: 8
Coding region: 470-1168 (232 amino acids)
Source: RefSeq, a predicted model, not a curated record
GUUCGAAAAUGUCAAAGAACUGUUCCGACGAGGGAUGAAAGGGCAAAAACGUUGACGACAGCUGGACAACAAAAGAUCCCUUUGAGCUAGUGGGGAUGGACCUCAUCGGACAGCUGGCACAAACUGCUGAUGGCAAUCAGUACAUCUGUGUCAUGAUUGACUACAGAACACGGUGGGCACAGGCAUACCCCAUGCGGCGCAAGACUGCAGAGGAGGUUGCCAACUGCAUCUUGAAAUUUGUUUAUCAGUUGAGGUGCCCAAAAGAAUCCUCACAGACAAUGGCAGGGAGUUUGUUAAUGAUAUCAAUACUGAAGUGUGCAGAAUAUUGGGCAUACAAAGGAGCCUGACUGCCCCCUACCACCCACAGACCAAUGGACUGGUGGAGAAAUUUAAUGACACCAUCCAGAACGCCCUGGGGAAACUCGCCAAGACCAAACCCAAUACCUGGGACCAGUAUUUGGAUGCUGUAAUGUUUGGGCUGAGAACCAAAAAGCAGCUUACUACACAGUUUUUCCCCUUCCACCUCAUGUUUGGAAGGGAGGCACGUUAUCCCUGCCAGGUCCCUGAGGAUUUUCAGAUUCACCAAUCAAUGGAGGAUGAUUUCCUAAGUGAACAGGUGGCUAUUGACAUUCAGCGCCAUGAACGCAUAAUGAGACCUGUCGAAGAAAACACCAAGAGACAGCGGAACCGAAUUAGAAGGAAGACGACAAAGAAGGGUCUUGACCUGACAGUGGGGGCGCUGGUAUGGCGGAGGAAUAUUAGGAGCCAGCAAAGGAAAGGGGGGAAACUGGACCCAGAGUUCUUGGGUCCAUUCACGGUCUCAAAGGUCGAGGGGAAAAGUGUGGACCUUAUAGACCACAACAUCAACAUUGAUAAUUUAAAACUAUGCGUGGAGGAGGUCCCAAGGGUGCCAAAAAGGCUUAAAAGGGCCCAGCCCCCUGCUGGCACCUCCACCCCCUUGCCCUCGGAAGGCCCCAUGGGCGAGGAGGAGGGUGAGGAGGAUGAGGCCUCCCUAACAUCACCCGCUGCAAACAAAGUGGGGGGGAAGGCACUCUUUCUAGACUCAUUUGAAAUGACGAAGGUCUGGGAAGGAAAGAGGUCAAGACUGAGGUGUGAUCCCACCCAACUUGACCUCGUCAUGGGUGCUGUCCAUGAGCCAGGCCACUGACUCCAGCAAGGUCCAACGAUGUUUAGAGUCUAUAAGGGCAUUCAUCCGCAACAAAGGAUACAGUGUAUCAAGGUGGACAGCAGGCACUGUGCCACACACAUUGCAGCCGGAUGGUAGCUCCUGCAGAGUUUUUGUCCUGAAGGUUCAUGCGAGCGAUGGUUUCACAUCACCUGUGUUGGUUACGUGGACCAUGGAAGCCCCAGGAUUAAUCCCUUUAGUUGUGCUGCAAGCACUAUGAAUUAAAUGCAGUUUUAUCUAUGCA